AUGGCGGCUCACAGGAAUUUCUUACCGCCUACUCUCACAAGCAAGGAUGAAUCCAGACAUCCUUCGCCACAUCCCUUCCAUCUCAGCAUUCCUGGAGGUUCAACCAGAAGAAUAAUCACCGAUACCUCGUCCGGUUAUGUUGCUCCCAAGUUCGAAGGAAAGGAGCAGCAGAUGGAAGCCGUCAUUGGCACCAUUGAGGCUUCUGGUUUCAUCCCUGCUGCCUUCAUUGACGAUGAAGUCGAAUGGUUCUACACCAAACUCGGCAUUGAUGACAUGUACUUCAAGUCCGAGUCUGUCGAGACAAUUGCCAACCACAUCCUCGCCCUCUACGCUGGCAAAGUUGCCGCCUUCUCCAGAGCUGACAAGCGUUUCGAAAUCAGAUUAGACCGUGAAGGCACUGACCACGCCGUCUACAUUGAUACCUCCACCCCCGGUGUCUCCGUCCUCGAAGGCCCAAGAUACGAAACCCGUAUCGACGAAAAGUACCUCAACGACUCUCACCCCGGAAAAGCAUAUAGAGUCGAAACCUUCCGUUCCGUCGAGUCUCUCGGAGGUGACAGCCAAGCUCAGCUACGAUGCUACUUCGUCUACCAGUGUCAGUUCGAGGAGACCCAGCCCAACGAGAAUGAAACCGAUAUCACCAAGAUUGCGGAUAAAAUGUUCCUCGAGAAGGCUUCCGAGAACACCAAGGAGCUCUACGGAAGCAUCGUCCAAGCCGUUGUCGAGAGAACCGGCCCGGUUAUUGAGAUGUUCGAGGUCCAAGGAACCCGUGAGAAGCGUUUGAUCAUUGGUUACAGACAGCGAAGUGCUAAGGGUCUCUUCAGCGCCAUGAGCGAUCUUUACCAUUACUACGGUGUUACUUCCGCUCGCAAGUAUGUCGAGCAGUUCUCUAACGGUGUUACCGUCAUGUCGCUCUAUUUGAUGCCGACUGGUGCCGGUCCCACUGUUAAGCACCCACCAAUUGAGGCUUCCAUCCAUCAGAUCAUGAAGGAAGUCUCCCUGUUGUACUGUAUCCCACAGAACAGCUUCCAGAAGCACUUCAUCCGUGGCGACUUGAGUCUUCAGGAGACCAUCUACGCUCACUGCGUCUCUACCUUCAUUACCCACUUCCUCAACAGACUCGGUAACGAAUACAGCUCGCUUUUGAGCCUCUUGGACUCCAAUAACACCGCCCAUAUCGAGGUCUUGACCAAGAUCAAGCGUCGUCUCCGUCAGGAAACCUUCACCGCCGAGUACAUCACCGAGAUCAUCUCGGAGUAUCCUCAGCUCGUCCGCCCAUUGUACUUACAGUUUGCCAAUGCUCACUACGUUCAGACCCGUGGUGAGACCGACGACUUCAUCCCAACUCUAUCUUACCAGAGACUGCGCCAAGAUCCAGUCCUCAAGCCCGAGGAGAUCGUUAACCACAUCCGCACCACUGUUGCCAAUGAUCACCAGGCUACCGUUAUGGAGUCCUUCCAGCUGUUCAAUCAGCACGUCCUCAAGACCAACUUUUACACUCCAACAAAAGUUGCCUUGAGCUUCCGACUCAACCCGGCUUUCUUGCCGUCCAUUGAGUAUCCUCAACCUCUCUACGGAAUGUUCCUCGUUAUCGGAUCCGAAUUCCGAGGUUUCCAUCUCCGCUUCCGUGAUAUUGCUCGCGGAGGUAUCCGUAUCGUUAAGAGCAGGAACCGUGAGGCCUACUCUAUCAACGUUCGCAGCAUGUUUGACGAGAACUACAAUCUCGCGAACACGCAGCAGCGUAAGAACAAGGAUAUUCCUGAAGGUGGUAGCAAGGGUGUUGUGCUCCUCGACUAUAAUUCGCAGGAUAAGGCUACCCAGGCUUUCCAGAAGUAUAUCGACUCUAUCCUCGACUUGCUUCUCCCACCUACCUCCCCCGGUAUCAAGGACCCCAUCGUCGAUCUUCACGGUAAACCCGAAAUCUUGUUCAUGGGACCUGAUGAGAACACUGCUGGUCUUGUCAACUGGGCUACCGAGCAUGCCCGCAUCCGUGGUGCUCCAUGGUGGAAGUCUUUCUUCACCGGCAAGUCUCCACGUCUCGGUGGUAUCCCCCACGACGAGUACGGUAUGACCUCUCUCAGUGUUCGUGAGUACGUUUUGGGUAUCUACCGCAAGCUCAAGAUCGAUCCAUCCCUCGUCCGAAAGAUGCAAACCGGUGGUCCCGACGGCGAUCUCGGAUCCAACGAGAUCCUCCUCUCCAACGAGAAGUAUGUUGCUAUUGUUGAUGGCAGCGGUGUUCUGGUUGACCCCAACGGUCUUGACCGCGACGAACUCAUCCGCCUUGCUAAGAAUCGUGUUAUGAUCUCCGAAUUCGACACUAGCAAGCUUUCCAAGCAGGGUUACCGCGUUCUUGUCGAUGAAAGCAAGAUCAAGCUCCCAAGCGGCGAGUAUGUCCCCAACGGUACCAUCUUCCGUAACACUUUCCACCUUAAGGAUAUCGCUGCCGAUAUCUUCACUCCAUGCGGUGGUCGUCCCGAGGCUAUCGAGUCUGGCAACGUCGGCCAGCUGAUCGACGAAGAUGGCAAGUCGAGGAUUCCAUAUAUUGUCGAGGGCGCCAAUCUUUUCAUCUCCCAAGAUGCGAAGAUCAGACUUGAGAAGGCCGGUGCCAUUCUCUUCAAGGACGCGUCUGCGAACAAGGGUGGUGUCACUUCAUCUUCGCUUGAGGUCUUGGCAUCCCUCUCCUUCGAUGAUGCCGGGUUUAUCGAGAACAUGUGCAUCAAGGAGGAUGGUUCCAAGCCCGAGUUCUAUGGUGAAUACGUCAAGGAAGUCCAGAACAUCAUCAAGAACAAUGCACGUCUCGAGUUCGAGGCCAUCUGGGCUGAACACGAACGUACCGGCCGCCCACGCUCCCUCAUCUCCGACGACCUUUCCUACGCUAUCACCAACCUCGAUGAGGAACUGCAGAAGACCUCGUUGUGGUCAGAUGUGGAGUUGAGGAAGAACGUUUUGGGAGCUGCUUUGCCCGGUUUGUUGGUCAAGAAGUUGGGAUUGGAGACUUUGGUUAAGAGGGUCCCAGAAGGUUAUUUGAAAGCUAUCUUUGGAAGUUACUUGGCCAGUCGAUUCGUUUACCGAUGUGGACCAAGUGCUAGCCCGUUGGCUUUCUAUAGCUUUAUGACUACUUUGACCAAGAAUAUCCACGAGAAUGGAAGCGGUGCUAUUGCCAACGGGGUUUAA
Messenger RNA from Orbilia oligospora ATCC 24927, 3174 nucleotides. RefSeq lists its product as uncharacterized. Gene Ontology annotation, molecular function: L-glutamate dehydrogenase (NAD+) activity. The record is from RefSeq and is a predicted model, not a curated record. Lineage: Eukaryota; Fungi; Ascomycota; Orbiliomycetes; Orbiliales; Orbiliaceae. Bases 1 to 3174 code for a protein of 1057 amino acids. Gene Ontology annotation, cellular component: mitochondrion. The transcript is spliced from 5 exons.